AUGAGAGGACUGCUCAACUUGAGAGGACAGAUCAACUUGAAAGGACAACUCAACUUGAGAGGACAGCCAUGCAAGGAGAGCACAGCAAAGCUUACAAGGACAGCAUGGCUUGCGAGGACAGCACGGCUUGCAAGGACAGCACGCCUUGCGAGGACAGAAUGGCUUGCAAGGACAGCACGGCUAGUGAGGAGAGAACGGCUUGCGAGGACAGCACAGGUUGCAAGGACAGCACAGAUUGCGAGGACAGCAAAGCUUCCGAGAACAGCACAGCUUGCGAGGACAGCACAGUUUGCGAGAACAGCACAGCUUGCCAGGACAGGACAGCUUGCAAGGACAGCACAGCUUGCGAGCACAGCACAACUUGCGAGGAAAGCACAGCUUGUGAGGACAGCACAGCUUUCAAGGACAGCACAGCUUGCGAGGACAGCACAGCUUGCGAGGACAGCACGGCUUGCGAGGACAGCUGAACUUGAGAGGACAGCUCAACUUUCGAGGACAGCACAACUUGAGAGGACACCUCAACUUGAGAGGACAGCUCAACUUCAGAGGAUAGCUCCGGUUGAGAGGACUGCUCAACUUGAGAAGACAGCUCAACUUGAGAGGACAGCACAGCUUGCGAGGACAGCACAGCUCUUGAGGACAGCACAGCUUGCGAGGACAGCACAGCUUGCGAGGACAGCACGGCUUGUGAGGACAGCUGAACUUGAGAGGGCAGGUCAACUUGAGACGACAGCACAGCUUGCGAGGACAGCACAGCUUGCGAAGACUGCACAGCUUGCGAGGACAGCACAGCUUGCAAGGACAGCAAAGCUUGCAAGGAAAGUACGGCUUGCGAAGACAGCAUGGCUUGCGAGGACAGCAUUGCUUGUGAGGACGGCACGGCUUGCGAGGAGAGAACGGCUUGGGAGGACAGCACAGGUUGCGAGGACAGCACAGGUUGCGAGGACAGCACAGCUUCCAAGGACAGCACAGCUUGCGAGGACUGCAAAGCUUGCGAGGACAGCACAGUUUGCGAGGACAGCACAGCUUGCGAGGACAGCACAGCUUGCGAGGAAGGCACAGCUUGCGAGGACAGCACAGCUUGCGAGGACAGCACAGCUUGCGAGGAAAGCACUGGUUGCGAGGACUGCUCAGCUUGAGAGGACAGUUCAACUUGAGAAGACAGCUCAACUUGAGAGGACAGCUCAACUUGAGAGGACAGCUCAACUUGAGAGGACAGCUCAAGUUGUGAGGACAGCUCAACUUGAGAGGACAGCUCAACUUGAGAGGACAGCUCAACUUGAGAGGACAGCUCAACUUGAGAGGACAGCUCAACUUGAGAGGACAGCUCAGCUUGAGAGGACAGCUCAACUUGAGCAGACAGCUCAACUUGAGUGGACAGCUCAACUUGAGAAGACAGAUCAACUUGAGGGGACAGCACUACUUAAGAGGAAAGCACUACUUGAGAGGAAAGCACAACUUGCGAGGACAGCAAAGCUGGCGAGGACAGCACAGCUUGCAAGGACAGCACGGCUUGCGAGGACAGCACGGCUUGCGAGGAUAGCACGGCUUGCGAGCACAGCACGGCUUCACAGCUUGCGAGGACAGCUCAAUUUUAGAGGACAGCUCAACUUGAGAGGACAGCUCAACUUGAGAGGAAAGCUCAACUUGACAGCUCAACUUGAGAGGACAGCUCAACUUCAGAGGACAGCUCAACUUGAGGCGACAGCUCAACUUGAGAUGGCAGCUGAACUUGAGAGGGCAGCUCAACUUGAGACGACAGCACAGCUUGCGAGGACAGCACAGCUUGCGAGGACAGCACAGCUUGCGACGACAGCACAGCUUGCGAGGACAGCACAGCUUGCGAGGACAGCACAGCUUGCGAGGGCAACAGAGCUUGCGAGGAAAGCAGAGGUUGCGAGGACAGCUCAGCUUGAGAUAACAGCUAAACUUGAGAGGACCGUUCAACUUGAGCGGACUGUACGACUUGAGAAGAUAGCACAACUUGCGAGGACAGCAAAGCUUGCGAGAACAGCAAAGCUUGCGAGGACAGCAAAGCCACAGCUUGCGAGGACAGCUCAACCUGAGAGGACUGCUCAACUUGAGAGGACAGCUCAACUUGAGAGGACAGCACAACUUGUGAGGACAGCACAUCUAGAGAGGACUGUUCAUCGAGAGAGGACAGCUCAACUUGAGAGGACAGCUCAACUUGAGAGGACAGCUCAACUUGAGAGGACAGCUCAUCUUGAUACGACAGCUCAACUUGAGAGGACAGCUCAACUUGAGAGGACAGCUCAACUUGAGAGGACAGCACAACUUGAGAGGACAGCACAGCUUCCGAGGACAGGAAAGCUUGCCAGGAAAGCAAAGCUUGCGAGGACAGCACGGAUUGCGAUGACAGCACGCUUGCGAGGAAAGCACAGCUUGCGAGGACAGCACAGCUUGCGAGGAAAGCACAGCUUGCGAAGGGCAGCACAGUUUUCGAGGACAGCACAGCUUGCGAGGACAGCACAGCUUGCAAGGACAGCACAGCUUGCGAGGACAGUUCAACUUGAGAGGACAGCUCAACAUGAGAGGACAGCUCAGCUUGAGAGGACAGCUCAACUUGAGCAGACAGCUCAACUUGAGUGGACAGCUCAACUUGAGAAGACAGCUCAACUUGAGGGGACUGCACUACUUAAGAGGAAAGCACUACUUGAGAGGAAAGCACAACUUGCGAGGACAGCAAAGCUGACGAGGACAGCACAGCUUGCAAGGACAGCACGACAUGCGAGGACAGCACGGCUUGCAAGGACAGCACAGCUUGUGAGGACAGCACAGCUUGCGAGGACAGCACAGCUUGCAAGGACAGCACAGCUUGCGAGGACAGCACAGCUUGCGAGGACAGCACAGCUUGCGAGGAAUGCACAGGUUGCGAGGACAGCUCAGCUUGAGAGGACAGCUCAACUUGAGAGGACAGCUCAACUUGAGCGGACUGCUCAACUUGAGAGGAAAGCUCAACUUGAGAGGACAGCUCAACUUCAGAGGACAGCCCAACUUGAGAGGACAGCUCAACUUGAGAGGACAGCUCAACUUGAGAGGGCAGCUGAACUUGAGAGGGCAGCUCAACUUGAGGCGACAGCACAGCUUGCGAGGACAGCACAGCUUGCGAGGACAGCACAUUUUGCAAGGACAGCACAGUUUGCGAGGACAGCACAGCUUGCGAGGACAGCACAGCUUGCGAGGAGAGAACGGCUUGCGAGGACAGCACAGGUUGCGAGGACAGCACAGGUUGCAAGGACAGCACAGCUUCCAAGGACAGCAAAGCUUGCGAGGACAGCACAGCUUGUGAGGACAGCACAGCUUGCGAGGACAGCGCAGCUUGCGAGGACAGCACAGCUUGCGAGGACAGCACAGCUUGCGAGGACAGCACAGCUUGCGAGGACAGCACAGCUUGCGAGGACAGCUCAGAUUGAGAGGACAGCUCAACUUGAGAGGACAGCUCAACUUGAGCAGACUGCUCAACUUGAGAGGAAAGCUCAACUUGAGAGGACAGCUCAACUUGAGAGAACAGCUCAACUUGAGAGGACAGCUCAACUUGAGAGGACUGCACAACUUGAGAAGACAGCACAAUUUGCGAAGACAGCUAAACUUGCUAUGUCAGCAAUGUUUGCGAGGACAGCACAGCUUGCGAGGACAGCACGGCAUCUGAGGACAGCAUGGCUAGCGAGGACAGCACGUCUUGCGAGGGCAGCAGAGGUUGGGAGGACAGCUCAGCUUGCGUGGACAGCACAGCUUGCGAGGACAGCACAGCUUGCGAGGACAGCACUGCUUGCGAGGACAGCACAGCUUGCAGGGACAGCACAGCUUGCGAGGACAGCACAGCUUGCGAGGACAUUACAGCUUGUGAGGACAGCUCAACUUGAGAGGACAGCUCGACUUCAGAGGACAACUCAACAUGAGAGGACAGUUCAACUUGAGAGGACUGCCAACUUGAGAAGACAGCACAACUUGCGAGGACAGAAAAGCUUGCGAGAACAGCAAAGCUUGCGAGGACAGCAAAGCAUGCGAGGACAGCAUGGCUUCUGA
Molecule: messenger RNA, 4047 nt
Organism: Schistocerca americana (American grasshopper)
Lineage: Eukaryota; Metazoa; Arthropoda; Insecta; Orthoptera; Acrididae
Exons: 5
Coding region: 1-4047 (1348 amino acids)
Source: RefSeq, a predicted model, not a curated record